AUGAGCAACAUCGUCCCCGUGUGGCAGCAAGUGGCAGGGCCCAGGCCUCUCCCCGACCCCAGGCCCAGGCCUCUCCCCGAGCCCCGGCCUCUCCCCGACCCCAGGCCCAGGCCUCUCCCCGACCCCAGGCCCAGGCCUCUCCCCGACCCCAGGCCCAGGCCUCUCCCCGACCCCAGGCCCAGGCCUCUCCCCGACCCCAGGCCCAGGCCUCUCCCCGACCCCAGGCCCAGGCCUCUCCCCGAGCCCCGGCCUCUCCCCGACCCCAGGCCCAGGCCUCUCCCAACCCCAGGCCCCGGCCUCUCCCCGACCCCAGGCCCAGGCCUCUCCCCGAGCCCCGGCCUCUCCCCGACCCCAGGCCCAGGCCUCUCCCCGAGCCCCGGCCUCUCCCCGACCCCAGGCCCAGGCCUCUCCCCGAGCCCCGGCCUCUCCCCGACCCCAGGCCCAGGCCUCUCCCCGAGCCCCGGCCUCUCCACGACCCCCGGCCCCGGUCCCGGCCUCUCCCCGACCCCGACCCCAGGCUCCGGCCUCUCCCCAACCCCAGGCCCCGGCCUCUCCCCGAGCCCAGGCCCAGGCCUCUCCCCGAACCCGACCCCAGGCCCCGGUCCCGGCGUCACCCCCACUCCAGCCCCGGCCCCAGGGUCUCUCUCCCCGGCCCCGGGCUCAGGUCCAGGUCUCCUCCCCGCGGCCCCGGUGUCAGGCCCCGGCGGCUUCGGCAAAGGCCGCCCGUUACCCAAAGGCCGUGAACUGCUCAGGCACCAGCGGAAGGAUUCUGAGGGUUUUUCCGAGUCUCCCGACCUCGAGUUUGAAUACGCAGACACCGAUAAAUGGACUGCAGAGCUGUCCGAACUAUACAGUUACACAGAGGGCCCUGAACUGCACCUGAACAGAAAAUGCUUCGAAGAAGACUUCAGGACUCACGUGAAAGACAAGAAAUGGACGGAGGUGGAUAUUUGCGAACACAGAGCUCAUGCCAUGAGGCUGCUGGAUGGCCUGGAGGUCACCGCAAGGGAAAAGAGACUGAGAGUGGCUCGAGCGAUACUCUACGUGGCACAAGGGACCUUUGGGGAAUGUAACUCCGAGGCCGAGGUGCAGCAGUGGAUGCGGUACAAUGUCUUUCUUCUCCUCGAGGUCGGCACCUUCACGGCUCUGGUUGAGCUGCUCAGCAUGGAGAUCGACAACAGUGCUGCCUGUAGCAACGCAGUGAGGAAGCCGGCCAUCUCUCUGGCUGACAGCACAGAUCUCAGAGUGCUGCUGAACAUCAUGUACCUAAUGGUGGAGACGAUCCGUCAGGAAGCAGACGAGGAUAAGUCGGAGUGGAGAACAAUGAGGGAGGCCUUCAGAGCUGACCUAGGUUUGUCCCUUUAUAACAACGAGCUGUUCUCGGUCAUGCUGUUCGGCAUGGUGACCAAGUUCUGCAGCGGCCACGCUCCUCACUUCCCCAUGAAGAAAGUCUUGCUGCUGUUGUGGAAGAGUGUUUUGCUGUCCCUGGGGGGGUUUGAGGACCUGCAGGAGAUAAAGGUCAGGAAGCGAGAAGGGUUGGGGCUCCCACCACUGCCUGAAGACAGCAUCAAAGUCAUUCGUAACAUGAGGGCCGCCUCGCCCCCGGCCUCAGCCUCCGACCUGAUAGAGCAGCAGCAGAAGCGAGCCCGCAGGGAGCACAAGGCACUCAUGAAGCAGGACAACCUGGACGCUUACAACGAGAAGGAUCCGUACAAGACGGACGACCCCCGGGAGGACGAGGACGAGAACGACGAGAACGAUAACUCGAUCGAGGCGGAGCCCUUCCCGUUGGAGAGGGACGAGGUGAUGCCACCGCCCAUCCCGCACCCGGCCUCAGAACGCUUGUCUUACCCAAAGGGUCUUCCUUGGGCUCCUAAAGUCAGAGAAAAAGACAUCGAAACCUUCUUGGAAUCGAGCAGAAGUAAAUUCAUCGGCUACACGUUAGGAAAUGAUACAGACACCGUUGUCGGAUUGCCAAGACCCAUCCACGAAAGCAUCAAAACCCUAAAGCAGCACAAAUACACCUCAGUGGCAGAGAUUCAGAUCAAGAAGGAGGAUGAAUACCUGAAGAAGCCGCUCUCUGGGGGAGAAGAGGAAGUUGAACAGAGUCCUGCUGAAAUCCUGUACCAGGUACUGCCCAGCCUGCCUCAGUACAUGAUUGCUUUACUAAAGAUUCUACUAGCUGCCGCUCCGACCUCCAAAGCCAAGACCGACUCGAUCAACAUUCUUGCCGAUGUUCUGCCGGAGGAAAUGCCCACCACCGUACUGCAAAGCAUGAAGCUGGGAGUGGAUGUGAACCGGCACAAAGAGAUUAUAGUGAAAGCCAUCUCCGCUGUCCUGCUAUUGCUGCUUAAACACUUCAAACUCAACCACAUCUACCAGUUUGAAUACAUGGCCCAGCAUCUGGUGUUCGCAAACUGCAUUCCACUCAUCCUAAAGUUCUUCAAUCAGAACAUCAUGUCCUACAUCACAGCCAAAAACAGUAUCUCGGUUUUGGAUUUUCCGUACUGUGUUGUACAUGAACUCCCUGAGCUGACGGCAGAGAGCUUGGAAGCGGGUGAUAAUAACCAAUUCUGCUGGAGAAACUUGUUCUCGUGCAUCAACCUCCUUCGAAUCCUCAACAAACUGACCAAAUGGAAGCAUUCCAGGACCAUGAUGCUGGUGGUGUUUAAGUCGGCUCCGAUCCUGAAGCGGGCGCUGAAAGUGAAGCAGGCGAUGAUGCAGCUGUACGUGCUGAAGCUGCUGAAGGUGCAGACCAAGUACCUGGGCCGCCAGUGGCGGAAAAGCAACAUGAAGACCAUGUCAGCCAUCUACCAAAAAGUGAGGCAUCGGCUGAAUGACGACUGGGCCUACGGCAACGAUCUUGACGCCCGGCCUUGGGAUUUCCAGGCUGAGGAAUGUGCCUUGAGAGCCAAUAUAGAACGUUUUAAUAACCGCAGAUACGACAAGAACCCCAGCAACCCAGACCUGGCUCCGGUGGACAACUGCUUACAAAGUGUCCUGGGACAGCGCUUGGACCUGCCGGAGGAAUUUCAGAUAAACUAUGAUCUGUGGCUGGAAAGGGAAGUGUUCUCUAAGCCCAUCUGCUGGGAAGAGCUGCUACAAUAACCCUGGAACUCGUUUCUGUUUGACGCUCAGCGGUGGGAGUCAUUUUUUUUUGUCGUCUUGUGAAACGCAGCCGCAGUCCUCCUCAUGAGCAUUAUUUACUAACGGUUUCUUUGACAGGUGGCACGAGAUUAUGCCGUAAAAGCUUGAUUUAUAAUCUCGGGAAUACCUGCUACAAGCCAACAUACAUUUUAUAUCUAAUAUGUAUAUCUAUGUAGAUAUAUAUAUUAAAAAAAAAGCUUUUGAACUUGUGAUAAAGGGAAAGGGAACCCAUUAAGCAGCAGGCUUCAUUGGGGUGAGCUGUGGUACCUCUUCGUGCAGGUUACGAUAUUGCUUACAUUUUGUUAGUGAUAAUAAUAGUAAACCUUGCAUUUGAUAUAGAGCCUCAUCUCCUCUUCGAGAUAUUAUAACCUCUUCAGUGAUCUUGCAGUCACGUCUGGAGAGAUGUGUUCCUUAACCAGAUAUAAAAUUGCACAGGACCAAAUUCGCGUCACUUCAGUUCUGUCGAAUUCCAAAGGAACAAGGCUAUCCAUAUGGUCCCAUCAUGCAGAAUUCCUGACUGGAACACAAUCUUGAUUCAAACAUCUGGUAAUUCCACGAUAAUUAUCUUUAACAAGCGCUGAAUCUAGUUGCUUCACUGCCAAGAAACUAGAACGCUUUCAUCCCCAAUCAAGUUUUUUUUCUCAAUUGUGGAGUCCUGUAGUUCAGUGGUUAGAGCACUUGCCUCGCAAGCGAGAGGACCCGGGUUUGAUUCCUGGGCAGGGCGAAAUGUUGGGCAAGUUUCCUUAAUCCACGCGCCUUUGUUUACCAGUAGUAAGUAGGAACCCGUUUGUUAGUCGUUUGGCGGAUCGCUUUUCCGGGGAUAAU
Molecule: messenger RNA, 3972 nt
Organism: Callorhinchus milii (elephant shark)
Lineage: Eukaryota; Metazoa; Chordata; Chondrichthyes; Chimaeriformes; Callorhinchidae
Product: striatin-interacting protein 1 homolog
Biological process (GO): cytoskeleton organization
Cellular component (GO): cytosol
Source: RefSeq, a predicted model, not a curated record